This is a messenger RNA of Camellia sinensis, 855 nucleotides long. RefSeq lists its product as uncharacterized. The record is from RefSeq and is a predicted model, not a curated record. Gene Ontology annotation, cellular component: plasma membrane. Lineage: Eukaryota; Viridiplantae; Streptophyta; Magnoliopsida; Ericales; Theaceae. Gene Ontology annotation, molecular function: kinase inhibitor activity.
UGUGAACAACACAAUUUCCAUGGAAUCUCACCGGCGCAAAACCAUCUCCAGCGACAAGUUCUCCUUCCCAAGCACAAGAAUCGAAGAAGAAUCAGAAUUCGAAUUUGGGUCUCUGACAAUCGCAACAACAACACCUUCUUCAUCAGCCGAUCAUCUCUUCUUCAAUGGCCACCUCUUACCUCACUCUUUUCCAAUCCCAAAUCCAACCCAACCCACAAACACUCAUUAUUCUUGUUCGAGCUCAGACUAGCCGAUCCUCAAUAUCGUCGUCUCGGAGCAACAGCUCUAGCAGCAGCGCCAGAACGAGCACAAGCGAACCCUCUUCUUCUUCUUCUAAUCAGAGGAAGCCAUUGAACAGAGCUUCCAAAGUUGUUGCGGUCAAAAUGCCUGUGGUGGCGAGAGAGAUGGUUAGACAAUAUGGGUCUGCGAAACGGUGGCAGUUUAUUGCGGCGGCGCCGGAAUUGAGCCACCAGGUUUCGCGGCGGAGAAAGGCGGAGGUUGCGGUGGAAGAAGGAUUGAGAGGCAAGAAAGAAGGCGGCGAGAAGGCAGUGGGGUGUGGCCGGAGGUUUUUCACUUCAGUGGUGUCGGCGUGUAAGGAAUGUCACGCUAUCAAACCAUCAUCGAGAGAUUUGGAGGUGCAGUGAUUGAUCAGUGGAAGUGUUUUUUUUGGUUGUUCUUGAAGUUUUUUUUUUUUUUAAAUUGUUUUUGGAUGUUUUUAAAGCACAACAUAUGUUUUUGUCUUUUGCUUCUGAUCUUGAUCUUUAGAAUCGCCUCGUUUGGAAAGUAACUAUUUUAGUAGGCUAUUUUAAUUUUUGGUUAUUUAAAUAGGUUAAAAUUUUUGUGUUUGAGAAGAUG